Messenger RNA from Adineta ricciae, 3966 nucleotides. Lineage: Eukaryota; Metazoa; Rotifera; Eurotatoria; Adinetida; Adinetidae. The record is from the annotation of a GenBank genome assembly.
AUGUCGGAUAGAAGUCCACUCGAUGAUUCGCAUGUUUCCUUUGAUCAUCAACAACAAUUAUCACCAACAGUGACAACACCAACCAAACAGAAAUCGAUUGAUUUAUACGAAAAUGGAUCAGCGAAAUCGUUGGAUCCAUUCGGUAAUCAUAAUGGCAACAAUAUGAACACAGAAGAAUAUCAUACAAGCAAUGGAACCAAUAAAGAUGAACAUCAUAAUGGUUCUAAUGGUACUCAACACGAUGAACAUCACGAAUAUUCUUUAAAUAAUGAUCUCUUUCCGGUGGAUACGAAUGAAAAUUUACCGUCGCAUGAUUAUCAGCCACAGCAUUAUGAAUUUUCAACACGAAAAAAUGAAGAAUCAGCUGAUUCACCGUUAAAUUUUCAUUCGAAUGUUAAUGGUGGUCUAUUAGAUAGAAAUUCACUUCUGUUAGAUUUCGAUCCAAAUGCGCCCGCUGUCAAUCGUGCUCAUACAGAUAUUUUAUCACCACAGCGUCAAAAUGAUGAGCACUAUCAUGGACAUACAGAUAAACAUGAUGAUGAAGAAUCGAGUCUAGCUGCAGGAACUCCGACAAAGGAAGGUGUUAUUCAGUCGCCUGUUCAAGAUGAUCAUCAUGAGGUUGAUCAUUCUCCAGUCGAGGAACAGCCAGAACAACACGAUCACAGUCAAUCUCUAGUCAAAGUAGACUUUGAAGCUGGCUUACAAUCGCCAGUCAAAGAGCAACAAAAUGAACACGUGGCAUCACCUGUUAAAGAACAAUUUACAGCAGGUCUUACUGCAUCUGUAGAUGAACACCACGAAGGAGUCCACUCACCGGUACAAAGUCUGCCAUCGCCUGCUUUGGAACAAAAUCAAGAACUUCAAUCACCAGUAGAAGAACAACGCGGUAGCAUGCAAUUGCCUGUUAAGGAAGAAGAACAGCAGCAUGCUGAGCCUAUUUCUUCACCUGUUAAAGAAGACCACAAAGAAAUUCAGUCGCCAGUCAAAGAAGAGCACCAAACGCUUCAAUCACCAGUCAAAGAAGAGCACCAAGCGCUUCAAUCACCAGUCAAAGAAGAGCAUCAUGAAGAUUUACAUUCACCUGUUACAGACGACUUCGAACAUAUUGAAGCACCAGUUAAAGAACACCAGAACGAAAUACAAUCGCCUGUCAAAGAUGAUCCUUUUGAAAAUCUCGCUUCGCCCGUCAAAGAACAACAUCAAGAUGAUCAAUCACCUACAAAGGAACAGCACGAAGAAAUUCAGUCACCUGUCAAAGAUGAACAUACUGAAACUAUUUCGUCGCCUAUCAACGAACAAGCAAGUAGCGUUCAUUCACCAGUUGAAGAACAUCGACAACAACAAGAACAUGAAAAUCUGACCUCCCCUGUGACAGAGGAUCAUGAAGAGAUCGAAUCACCAGUUGUUGAAGAAGUUGUUUCCUCGCCUACCGAAGAGAAAUCAGUACAUGAAGAAGAAAACUUGCUAGCAUCAUCAUCUCAUACGAAUGACAAUGUUCAAUCGGAAAGCGAUGCAAAUGAAAAACAUCUUUACGAUGAAGCAUGUGAAGAAGUGAAUACUGCUGCUAACGAAUUAGCAAACAAACUUGAUCUUGUUACCUCACCUUCACCAGCAGGCACACCUGGCCAUCAGCCACCACCAGCGUUUCCGAACACAGAACCGUCCGACGAGGAAACACAAGCACCACUAGUGACGGAACAACAUGAACCUGUAGGGGAAACAGCUCCGCCUGCUACAUCACCUAAGUUGGAAUCAACUUUGCCGCUUGCUGCUUCACCAAAAACAUCUGUACCAGCAUCGCCCUCGACGGCUACUACACCCUCAACAAAGAAGACAGUAGGCACAGCUAGUGCUCCGCGAUCAAGUGCUGCAGCCAAAGCAAAAUCAUCUCUUGCGUCAUCAACUACUCCUAGUUCAAUGAGAACUGCAGAUCAUAAAUCACCGGCAACAGCUGCAGCGUCAAAAACAACAGAACAUAAAUCAACAGCAGCUGCUGCUGCAUCGAAAACUGCUGAGCAUAAACCGGCACCGUCAACUACUAAGGCUGCCGAAAUCAAAGCCCCAUCAACUGUGCGCAAAGUUCCUCAUUCGGCACCUACAGCAAGUACAACAGCUUCUCAUAAACCAAAGACUGCAACGACAUCAACAACGUCUCCUUCACAUGAAACUUCAGCUGUUCCAAAACCUACGCGUGAUGUUCCAGUCAAAUCGACAACUUCCAUAACAGCAGCUGCUGCUACUGCUGCUGCAAAACCAAAACCAGCGGUCACGUCAGCCGCAUCUGCGACACGACCAACAGUAAAAGCACCUGCGACAAAGCCAACACGACCUUCAACAAUUCAUAAAACUACGGAUGUGGCUACUUCCGAUCAACAUACAGGCACCAUUUCCACAGCACCAGACAGUAGUUCAUCGACGUCAGCAGCACAAACCACCAAGACAGGCACUCGUCCACCACUUUCGGCAGCUAAACCGCCAGCAAAGACUGCAACCAGUGGUACCACUGGUGUUUCUUCCCAUUUGACUGCAUCAACAGCCGCAUCACGUGCAGCUGCUCAUACUAGUAAGACAACGGUCUCCAAAGACCGCCCGACGUCCCAUACUCGAGUUUCAACUACACGACCAGCUACAGCGGCUAGUACAUCAACUACAGUUGACUCUAAACGCUCAACAAGUGCUAACCGUCCAACAACAUUCGAAGCUUCUUCGCGUCCAGGGCGUGAAAAUACCACGGUUGCAAAUGCUAAACCUCAAUGGAAUUCGUCAGCAUCCAAACCAACUUCGCUCCAAAGUUCUGCACAUAAAUCAGCUGCUAGUAGUGUGAAGGCACCAGUUCCAAAACAACAAUGGAAUGCUAAAGCAAAAGUAGGCUCGGGUGAUAAUGCUCAUCCUAAGCCAACUAGUAGUAGUGCGGCUAAAACUGACGCUAAAAAAGUUGAUUCUAAAGAUAAGACGAAAUCUAAAACUGAUAACACUGCUCAAGAAACAAUGGCAACAGGUAACGGUGACGAAUCACAUGCAACAGUUACUCAAUCGCAAGGCAUAGAAGUAUCCAACGAAGAUCAUGAAUCAUUAGUGGAUGAUAUAAAGAAUUGUGGAAUUGAUCCACCAGCUCGAAAUGCUGCAUGGCGCUAUGGUUUUGCCGUUCCUGCUAAUUACGAUGACGUAGGACUAAAUUGCGGUGGACUAGGUGUUCAAAAGACAAAUGGAGGGAAAUGUGGAGUAUGUGGUGAUUCUUACACAGGUCCACGGCACCAUGAAACAGGUGGCAAAUAUGCUACCAAUACAAUUGUACGACAUUUUGUUUCGGGUGCGCUGAUUGACAUCAAAAUUUUGUUAUCUGCCAAUCAUAACGGUUUCAUGGAAUUUCGUUUAUGUCCAGCAACCAAUUCGGAUGUUGAAGUUACACAAGAAUGUCUUGAUCAACAUCUAUUACAAAUCGAAGGAUUUGGCACUCAAUAUCCUAUUAGUCAAGGAACAGAUAUAAUCUAUUUACGAGCUCAAUUACCACGCGGCUUAUCGUGUACAAGAUGUGUGUUACAAUGGCGAUAUCAUGCAGGUAACAAUUGGGGCAAAAACAUACAAACUGGGCAAACAUGUCUAGGCUGUGGUCCUCAAGAAGAGUUCUACAAUUGUGCUGAUAUCAGCAUCACUUCGAAAGAUAAGAGUUAUGUCCGUCCACGUUUGACGACUACUCGACCUGACCAUUCGUUAAUGCAUCCUCUCAUUUUACCACUUGUUCUUGCACCAUCACCGAUCGUUAUUCGUCCAAGAACAACAACUGAAUCUAUAUUUCCAAUCUAUGCAUCAGAAGAUUCACUGAAUCUAUUCGAGAAAAAGAAGAAAUCUAUUCAUUGUUAUCCAACAAAUGAAGUGCUGAAACCAUUGCUCGGCAUCGAAAAUUGGUGUCUACAAUUAUGCGUUAGAGACUGUCCUCCGAAUCUAUGUAUAUGUGUCGAAAUGUAA